Messenger RNA from Argentina anserina (silverweed cinquefoil), 3938 nucleotides. RefSeq lists its product as uncharacterized. Gene Ontology annotation, cellular component: condensin complex; nucleus. Bases 57 to 3809 code for a protein of 1250 amino acids. Gene Ontology annotation, biological process: mitotic sister chromatid segregation. The record is from RefSeq and is a predicted model, not a curated record. Lineage: Eukaryota; Viridiplantae; Streptophyta; Magnoliopsida; Rosales; Rosaceae. The transcript is spliced from 5 exons.
GCAACGGUUUCAUUUUCACUUUUGAAAAACAAAACACACUCUUCUUCACCGCCGUCAUGGAGAAGCGCCUCCGCUCCUCACUCCAAUCCUCCGCCGAAGACUUCCUCACCUCCGCCGCCAAUCUCACCCUCAAAUCCUCAAAGCCCUCUCUCAAAUCCCUACUCCACAAGAUCAAACCCUCCUCCCACCUCUCCUCCUCUCUCCCCACCUCCCUCUCCCUCUCCAUCUCCCACUCCCUCCAAUCCUUCCUCCAACCCAACCCCAACCCUAACCCUAACCCUAAAUCCCCUUGCUCUCCCCCCACCAAGCGCCCCCGCCGCUCCUCCAAGACCCGGCCCGAACCCGAACCCGAACCGGACCAUAACCCCGAAAAUGAGAAGACUCUGCUCCUCAGAAAGCUCCAGAUUCUCGCCUGCGUCGCGGAGCUAUGCGCUUCGCAUCCGGCGAAGGCGUUCGCGCCGGCGGAUUUGUUCCCCGGAGUUCAGUUGCUCCACGACAAUCUGAUCAUUCUGGAGUCGGAUUCGACGCUGGUCUCAUCGAUUGUGAAUCUCUGCGAGCUUUGGUGGAAGGAGGAGCUCCCCGGCCGGGAGUCGCUGAUAUCUCAGUCGCUGCCGUUCUUGCUCUCCAGAUCUUUGACUCUGAACAAGAAGGCCGACGUCCACAGAGUCUACGCCCUCCGGGAGGCCUUCACCUGCUUCGAUUUCGAAGACGAAAGCAUUGAGGACCUGAAGCUGUUGCUGAUCCGCUGCGUCAUUUCGCCGCUGUAUUUGAAGGCGGAGGAGGGGAGGAAGUUCCUGGCGUUCCUGUUCGGGCUGAGCUCGCAGCUGUUGAAGGAGGUUUUGGCUGUGAUCAAGUCGCAGAUUCCGUUUGGGAGGAAAUCGAUGCUGGAGGCCUACGGGGACGUUGUGUUUCGGGGUUGGAAGGCCGCCGAGGGGGAGCUGAGGAGUGAGAUUGAGAGUGGUUUCGUGCAGGUUUUGAUUGAGGGAGCUGUACAUGCUGGCUCCAGCGCGUUUGCUGCUUCUGUUAGGAGGGUUUUGGGAGGGUUUAUCAACCAGAGGACCACUGCCGGCGUCGAGAAGCUUCUCUUCCAGCUAUCCGAGCCUGUUGUAUUCCGGUCUCUGCAGGUUGCGAAUUCUCAUGUUCGUCAUAAUGCGCUGCAUUUACUUUUGGAUUUGUUCCCUCUUGAAGAUCCUGAUUCGACUAAAGAGGUCAAGGAUUCAUUGCUUGAUAAGCAGUUCUUUUUAUUGAUGAAGUUACUUGUGGAUGAUUGUCCAGAGGUGAGAGUGGUUGCGGUGGAAGGUUCGUGUCGAAUUCUUCAUCUGUUUUGGGAAGUAAUCCCUUCACCUACUAUUUCAAAGUUGGUUGCUAAAAUUUUCGAUGAUAUGUCACGUGAUACGAGUUAUGAGGUUAGGCUUUCCACACUGAAUGGCACGAUGUAUUUGUUUGGGAAUCCCCUAUGUCAUCAAUAUCUCAGUGUGCUUCUACCAAGACUGGGGCAUUUGAUGAUGGAUAAUGUGUUAUCGGUUAGACUUGCCAUGGCAGAUCUCCUCCUCCUUAUAAGGGAUAUUCAAAACUUCCAGUUCCAUAAGGUAGUGAAGUUAGAUGUACUAUUAUCUGCCCUUGAAAAUGAUCAACCUCAAGUUGCUCAGAAAAUUACAAGAUUGCUUAUGCCAUCAUACUUUCCUUUGAAAGAAACUGUUCAGACAGCAUGCAAUCGUUGUACUACACUUAUAAGAAGGUCUCCAAUGGCUGGAGCAAGGUUUUGUGAAUUUGCUGCGUCCCAAGGGGCAUCUCUUAAGUCUCUGAUGGAACUUGUUAGGGUAAUGAUUACUUUGGUCUUGCCGCCUACUAAUCUCAUUAAUCUGGAUGAAGAGCAAAUUGAGGGUUUACUUCGUUCUUCUUCCAACCUUUGCAAUACCCUAGUUCAUGAGCCUGUUUUCAAGAAGGCGCUCAAAGAAUUUUUGGAUUGUGAAAAGUUGAAAAGCUUGAUUGCUGCCGCACCUACUGGGCCUGCUCAGUCUUGUGUAUUCAACAUUGUAUCAACUGUCUCUCCUGAUGAUGUAGCUGGACUUCUUGAUGAAUGCAUGCACCUGGUCACAAAUUGUAGUGGUUUAUCCAAAAAUGUGGAGAAGCAAGCUGAAGUGAGGUCUGCUCACAGUAUGUUGCUAUCUUGUGAUGCUAUCGAUGGUAUGCUGGAAGCUCUAACAGCACUUCUACAGAAAGCAGCCUAUCGUUGCCAUAUUAAAUAUGACAGUGAGAUACCAAACCUGAGUGUUUUCUCUGUGAAAAGAAAGAAAUCUAAGUCUACUGGCAAAAUUUCAGUACAACGGAAAAAAUGUGGUGGAAAAAAUGUUGCCAGUUUUGAGGAGGAUUAUUCAGUUGCAGCAGGAAUAGCUUGGCAAAUCAGGGACUUGCUUGUCACUGUCAAUACUCGGAAGGCUAUAUUGGGAUCUCAAACUCUAGAAUCCUUACUUAUAUGUUUAAAGGUCAUUUCCGAGGUCAGCAUUAUUCAGUGCAUGCAUUAUGAAUGCAUGGAACCAUAUCCCGUGUCAGCAUAUACAGCCCUUGUGCUGCAUUUAUCUGUUCAACAUGUAUCUUCCAAUAAAAAUGAUAGCACUGAUUUCGCUGGGUCUACUUUGGAGCAGACCGAGUUGGAACAGGCAUUGGAUCAUGUGCUUAAUUGUACAGAGAAGCUAUGUCGAGCAGGCGAUUCUGGACAGUCCAGCGAGGUUCAUUCAGAAUCUAAUGCUCGCAAUAAGUCUGCUGGUCAUCGUGAAAAAAGGCACCGAGAAGCUCAAACACAUGCCUCCAUUCCAAGUGAUAGUGAAAAUUUUGCAGGAAAUGUAUAUACUGAACUGAAGAAGUUGGCCAACAAGGUGAAGAUGAUUACUGCUGUCCAAAGGUUCAUGGUAGAUGCUGCUGCUAUUGGUUUUGCUCCUCAAAUUCAGGAGAGGUGCUUAAGGUCCACGUCAGGUUAUAUACGAUGUUUCAUAUCUACUUUGGAGCAACAAUCUCGCGAGCAAAUUGAUUUUGAGGAGGAAGAUUUGAAGGAUGUAGUUCUGUGUUUGAAACACUUCUUUACCUAUGCAGCAAAGUUACUUAAUCUAGCUCUUAAAGAUGCUACUGAAGCUUCACCUCCAUCAGCAGAAGCCUCUGAUCUUGCCAAUGAUAUGCUUGAUUUAAUCAUCUCGAUUGAAUUACACUUGGGCUCAACCUAUGCUGGGCAAUUAGUGACAGCAGUAAAGCCUUGGGUUCCUGACUUGAUUUUGGCACUAGGAUCUUCUCACAUUAUGAAACAGAUUACGGGAGAAGAGACACAAAUGAGUCCAGCUGAUCGCAUCAGAGUCCACUUUCCAUCAUGGCUCUUAAUCUUAGCCAAGACUGAGCUCUCUGAUGAUUGUGAAGUCUGCCCAGAAGAUGAUGGAGAAUCUGAACCCGAAGAGUUUCCUGCAUUGAAGAAACUUCUUACAUUGAUUGCCACAUUGUUGAAAGCAAAUCCCAGCAUGCAGAGUGUGUUUGGGGCAAUUUUCAUGAAUGGCACUGUAGUUGGCCUGGAGAAGAAAAAUUUUGGGCUGGUUUUAGGACUUCUACGCUUUGUAUGCCUAAAGAUAUUCAAGCAUGAUCAUAGAGAAUGGGGUGAUUUGGUGCUGGCAUUUCUGCAAGAUAUUUACCCUCAGAUUGAGAGAGAAAUCGAAGAAGAGUGUGAUGAAGAUGGGAAGGAAAAGCUAGAGAAAGCCAAGGAACUGUUGGAACCUAUUUGGUUGUAUCAUCUGCAUGAAACUGGAAGGGUCUCUAUGAUGGACGAGUAGAUGGAGAACAUGAGCCUCACAUGUAAAAAAAGGGACCAAAUAUGUGAAUAUGAUAUCCUCUGCAUUCCUAGCUUUUUAUGUAUAUGGUAUGGAUAUAAACAAAUCUCUAUCUAAAUUAAAUCUUGAUGA